Molecule: messenger RNA, 1397 nt
Organism: Calidris pugnax (ruff)
Lineage: Eukaryota; Metazoa; Chordata; Aves; Charadriiformes; Scolopacidae
Gene: ATPSCKMT
Product: family with sequence similarity 173 member B
Exons: 5
Coding region: 142-807 (221 amino acids)
Biological process (GO): positive regulation of proton-transporting ATP synthase activity, rotational mechanism; peptidyl-lysine trimethylation; regulation of mitochondrial ATP synthesis coupled proton transport
Cellular component (GO): mitochondrion
Molecular function (GO): protein-lysine N-methyltransferase activity
Source: RefSeq, a predicted model, not a curated record
GGUGUGCGCCGCUCCUUUCAUAAGCGCCUUCAGAAAGGUUUCGCCCCCCCUCCCCGUUUGGCGAAUUGGUAUUGCCCUCCCCUAUAAAUAAUAGGGGGGGGGGGCUACGCCUAUAAUUCUGAGGGGGAUCGAUGUGGUGUGAUGUCGAAGGCACUGGUGGAGGACAGCCAGGCAGCAGGCCCACAGGAGGCAUGUGAAGCCAGCUCCCAAAGGAGAGGCUGGGGGCUGAUGGUCACUGCCGGUGUUGGUGGGACCUUGGUGGCCCUGUAUGCUGUGGUCACCCCCUUUGUGACCCCUGCGCUGAGGAGAGUGUGUCUGCCCUUUGUUCCUGCAACUUCUACCCAGAUCCAGAAUGUGCUGAAAAUGUUAGAAAACAGAAGCGGUUCCCUAGUUGACAUUGGUAGCGGGGAUGGCCGUAUUGUGAUAGCAGCUGCAAAAAGGGGAUUCAAAGCUGUUGGUUAUGAAUUAAAUCCUUGGCUAGUCUGGUACUCCAGAUACUGUGCAUGGAGAGAUGGGGUACAUCAGAACACCAAAUUUUAUAUUUCAGACCUAUGGAAGGUUUCUUUUUCCCAUUAUACGAAUGUUGUUAUUUUUGGGGUCCCUCAAAUGAUGCCACAGUUGAAGAAGAAGCUAGAAGAAGAACUUGAAUGUAAUGCCAGAAUCAUUGCCUGUCGUUUUCCUUUCCCUUCUUGGAUCCCGGAUCAUACUACUGGAGAGGGAAUAGACACUGUGUGGGCCUAUGAUUUGAAACAUUCUAGAAGACAUGAAUCAAAAACCUUGGAAGUUACACCAGAGACAGAAUUCUAAAUAUCGAGUUUGGUUUUGUCCUGAAAUUUACAGCUUUGCCUUUCACCUGUUAAAGAUAAGAUUAACAUGAAUACAGCCCCAGGACUGGAGAUACAUACUCACUGAAAUAGCUGAGGGGCACUAGUUGCCUGAAAGCGCAAGAAGGUUAGUGAAAGGUGUAGUUAAAUAGCUUAAUGUCAUUAGUAAAAACUAUGAGAAAGUUUUAUAGAAGUGGCAAACUUUAAUAUGGUAAAUAGCAUAAAACACGGUUCACUACUGCUAAGGGGAAUAUACGUAGAAGUUAAAAUGCUCAAAUUGGCGAACUUAACAUGUGCAUUCAUUCGGAUCCUACAUAGCAUUUGUUAUUGGGGUUGGAAGUGGUGUGCAAGUGACUUCUUAAAUGAGCCGUGGUGCCCAAAUGUCUUCAUUAUGUAUGCCAAGUAGGCAUAAUGCUGUAUACAUCAAACUGAUGCAGAUUGAGUAUGGUGAUGUUUUACACCUCAGUUUUACACCUCAGCCUUGAAUGUGUUUUUCUUUAAAGUUGAAUGUAACAAAUCAAGCAAAUAUAACAAGUUGUUUAUUCAUUAACACAAGUGCAGCCUUUGAUUGUA